Molecule: messenger RNA, 519 nt
Organism: Aethina tumida (small hive beetle)
Lineage: Eukaryota; Metazoa; Arthropoda; Insecta; Coleoptera; Nitidulidae
Product: adult-specific cuticular protein ACP-20-like
Exons: 3
Coding region: 108-488 (126 amino acids)
Cellular component (GO): extracellular matrix
Source: RefSeq, a predicted model, not a curated record
GGGCAACUGAUAAUUUUUUACAGAUCAUUGAUUUUUAUAUAUAAACUAUUGGUUAUUGUCGAUUUUGUAUCAGUUGUGUGCAACAAUUCUAAAGUAAAACAAUUAUAAUGAAUACUUUUACUGUAACUCUUGUCUUAGUCAUUGUGGGUGCAGCAUUUGCAACUCACCAUCAUGAUCACCAUGUUCCUGCUCAUUACAAAUUCGAGUAUGGAGUCCACGACCCUCACACUCAUGACAUUAAAUCCCAGCACGAGCACAGAGACGGUCAUAACGUAAAAGGAGGAUACACCUUGAAAGAAGCUGAUGGUACUACUCGUGUUGUCGAGUACGUUGCGGAUCACAAAGGAGGUUUCCAAGCUAUUGUCAAACGUAUUGGUCAUGCUCAACACCCGGCUCACUAUGGUCACGGUCAUCACGGUCAUCAUGGAGGCGUUGGUGGUACUAGUUGGGUUGGAGUCACUCAUUAUGGAUAUCAAGGACACCACUAAAUUGUUAUAAAAUAAUUUUUUGAUUGUUAAG